AUGUGCAAUCUCACCAGUCUUUGCGCUGAGCCAAUGGAUAUAUUACUUGGGGAAAGAGGAAUUAAGGGUCGGCCAUUCUUUGAAAAGUGUCUUCGUAGCCGAAAUCGACAGGCAACAUACUUUGAGGCUCUCCGGCUUGCGGUCUCUGGGAACUUGUAUCGCGCCAUCAUUCUGAUGGAGUCAAACGGAACAGAGGACCCAUAUUCCGUUCUUGCGGCGGCAAUUUUGUCGAUACUUUCAGGGGAUGAAGAAGAUGCUGGUAUGUUGUUGCGGAUAUUUGCCGAGAAACACGCUCCGCUCAACUCAGACAGAGCAAGAUCCCUCGGCAUCUGCCUGACUCGUCAGAUUUCAUCAUUUUGUCCAUCAUAUUUUGGUCGUAACAUUUCUUCCUUCACGUAUCCACCGGAUCUUAUGCCUCCCUGCGUUUUCGAACAUCGCCAAACCCCACGUAUUUGCAACACCUGCUCCAUAUAUUGGUCCGCAAGACGCGUCUAUAGCAUGCUCUAA
Messenger RNA from Microthlaspi erraticum, 507 nucleotides. Lineage: Eukaryota; Viridiplantae; Streptophyta; Magnoliopsida; Brassicales; Brassicaceae. The record is from the annotation of a GenBank genome assembly.